This is a messenger RNA of Styela clava, 1698 nucleotides long. The record is from RefSeq and is a predicted model, not a curated record. NCBI's taxonomy places the organism in Eukaryota, Metazoa, Chordata, Ascidiacea, Stolidobranchia, Styelidae.
AAUUCCAUCGUUAUUUGCAUCCAUCAUUUCAGGAGUAAAAAUAAAUUUUUGUCCCAUAUUAGUAAAUCGAUUUGUGCACAACACUACAGUUUGCGGUUGGCAUUCUGGGUACAUCCACAGAUCUGCCAUUACGGCUGCUUAUAUGUUAGCUUCCACGGAGCUACUAUUUGGAAUUGGACAUCUUACGCUGUAACACGCAAAAUGAAGAGCGUUUGCGACGACUACCUCGGCCAGGGAAGUUCCUUCCAAAUCUUCUUGACAUUGGUCCGAUACCCACUCGGGAUCGCGCUCUUUCUCUUACCCUGGUCAAUGAAGUUCGGAGGAAUCAUAGCUGGCCCGAUACUCAUUGCUGUGUUUGUCAUCAUCAAUGCAUACAGGGGGCAUGUGCUGACGAAGAUUGCGGAAGAUUUAACGUCGAAAGGUAUCGCAGCCCCUUCCGGCAUCAGCGACUGGUGGGUUCUAGAGAACUCAAUGGGAGGAAUAAGGCGAACCUCAGUCAAUUGCUACCUCGUCGUAUUCUCUACCAUACAAUGGUUUUCCCUGCUCGGCCACGCAAGCACGUUCCUGGCUUUCGCGGGUCUCAGUUUUCGCCAGGUGUUCCAGACAUCGGCAGGUGUUGACGGCGAUCGAGUUGCCAUAGGGAUUUGUAUCGUAGCGGUGGUUAUCGCCCACGCGUUCACUCAGUGGUUGCGAAACAAUAUCCAUGGUUCGUGUGAGGAUUGCAUCUGCCCUUGCAUUUGCUCGGCCUUCCUACUCAUCCUACUUCCCGCACUGUUUGCUGUGUUUCUUGGUUUGCCAACGAUUGUAUCUUUCACUUCUCGGCUGGCCUCAAGCAACGACGCUCUUCAACUGACUACCAAUGCAAAAUGGGACAAGAUAUGCUUACUAUUUGCUGGAGUUAUUUUCACAACAGGGGCUACUCCUGAUGACGUAACAGCGUCUUAUGAGAAUCUCAGGGAUCGCAAGAAGUUUCCGAUCAUAUUGAUAGUGGCUGCGGUUGUAACGAUUGUGGUCGGUAUCGGAAUGUCUGUCGCAGUCUUCCUGGGUCUCGGGCUCGAAACUUGCGGAAGCAUCACUUUCAAUUUGCCUCUCAACGGAGGAACUUACCCCAUUGUGCGGAUAGCAUCUGGGACACUGGCAUUAGUGUUUGUAUCUUUCCGGCACCAGAUCGAUCCUGCAUUAUCUGAACGCUUAUCUGGGGCUGAGAUUUUAUGCGAUGUCGCUUUUAAGAUGAUUUUUCUUGGAGUUGCAGGAGGACUGGCACUAGGGAUUCCAAGCUACGCAGGCCUUGCGUGUUUGUUCGGAUCUUUGACUUCAUUCACGCUGACUUUCGUUUUUCCAUUCUUGAGUGAUCUCUUGCUACACGUAACUGGGGGAAGGGUGGCAGCAGACGAUGAUGAGGAUUUGUUGCAUGACGAGGAGGGAACAAGUCUAACUGGAGAACCGUCCAGCAGGCACCAACACCAAGAACCACUGUCCGUGCUUCGAAUAAUCAGAGAUGUUCUGUUCAUUGCAAUCGGUAUCGCUGGACUAAUAGCAGGGAUGGUCUACACAUCUGAAUUCCUACGGACUAAGUUAGAGCAGAGUGCACUGGCAGACUGCGACCACGUGCCGUACAACGGAACCUCUAUCUUCAGCACUGUUUGAUUUUCGGUCUAUAUGGACGGGAUUUAGUACUAAGCGCAGUCGUCAGUCGGA